GACUCUUCCUAAAAACAAAAUGGCAACUAAGUCAGCUACCUCGGUAGCUUACUAGCCAACAAUAAACUGAUGCAUUGAAACUCCUUUGAUAAUUUGUAUAUUAAUCUGUCUUUUAACACAAUUUAAACGUAAUAUGCUUGUUAAAUGUACUACAUUGUUAAGAGGGAUACUGAGCUAAGACUAGACUAGGCUAGUCACUAAUGCUAGCUAGCUAACAUCACUGACCAUGAGCUCGCUAAACUACUCCCCCUCUGCUAAAGAAGCUCUGGGGCUGAACAUUAUCGUGGAAGAAGAGGAGGAUAUCACAGUGAAAGGAGAGAAAGAAGAUUUCAGAAUUAAAAAGGAGGAUGUUACAGUGAAAGAAGAGAAAGGACCGUUUGGAGUGGAAGAGGGAAUAGAGUAUGUAACAGUGGAAGAGGAGGAGAUGGAAGCUUUCAGAAUUAAAGAGGAGGAAGUUACAGUGAAAGAAGAGAAAGAACCGUUUGGAGUGGAAGAGGGGGUAGAGGCUGUCACAGUGGAAGAGGAGGAGAUAGAAGCUUUCAAAAUGGAAGAGGAGGAUAUCAUAUUGAAAGAGGAGGAGGCUGCUACAGUGGAAGAGGAGAAAGAACCGUUUGGAGUGGAAGAGGGGGUAGAGGCUGUCACAGUGGAAGAGGAGGAGAUAGAAGCUUUCAAAAUGGAAGAGGAGGCUCCCUCAAUAAAAAAGGAGGACAUUUUGGGAGUGAAAGAAAGGGAAGAAAUUGGGGAGGAGACUGAAGACCUGAUUAACACCAGAGAGAGACCAGACUCUCCCUCUGACAUGAGUCCUUCAGAGGAAACAGACCCAGGGAAGAGGCCUUCAGGUGAACCAGACCCAGGGAGGAGACCUUCAGUGGAACCAGACCCAGGGAGGAGACCUUCAGGGGAACCAGACUUGGGGAAGAGUCAUUCAGGGGAACCAGACCUAGAGACUGCCAAACCAGUAGGACGGCACUGCUGCUCCCACUGUGGAAGGAAAUUUACCAAGUUACACAACCUAAAAGAGCACGAGAGGACACACACAGGAGAAAAGCCUUUCCAAUGUUCCCAGUGUGGAAAGAGUUUUAGCCGGUUAGACAGCCUGAAAAUGCAUGAAAGAAUUCACUCUGGAGAGAAGCCUUACCAAUGCUCCUAUUGUGUAAUGAGUUUUUCACGAUCACAGGCCCUCAAAAGGCAUGAGAGGACACACACAGGAGAAAAGCCUUUUCAAUGCUCCCAGUGUGGAAAUAGUUUUACCCUGUUGGCACACCUGAAAUCUCAUGAGAGGACGCACACAGGAGAAAAGCCUUUCCAAUGUUCCCAGUGUGGAAAGAGUUUUACCCGGUUAAGGACCCUAAUUAGGCACCAAGGAAUACACAAAGAAGGAAGGAAGACCUUCCAUUGCUCUCAGUGUGGAAAGAGUUUUACUGAGUUAUGGGGCGUGAAAAUACACGAGAGAAUUCACUCUACACACAGAGGAGAAAGGCCUUUCCAAUGCUCCCAAUGUGGAAAGCGUUUUACCCAGUUAGGGAACCUGAAUUUACAUAAGAUAAUUCACUCUGGAGAUAAGCCUUACCACUGCUCUCAGUGUGGAAAGAGCUUUAUUCGGUCAUGCCAUCUCAAAGAGCAUGAGAAAACACACACAGGAGAAAAGCCCUUCCAAUGUUCCCAGUGUGGGAAGAGUUUUGCCCGGUUAUGGAACCUAAAAGAGCACGAGAGGAUACACACAGGAGAGAAGCCCUACCACUGCUCUCAUUGUGGAAAGACCUUUUCCCGAUUAAGGGAACUGAAAUCCCAUUACAUUUCACACACUCUUAUCCAGGGAGAAUAACGAUUGUUGAAUUCACCUUAAAGGUAGCUAGCUAGGUGAGACAGCCACACAUCACAGGCAUAGUAAGUACAUUUUCCCUUCAUUAAAUAGUUCUCAGUGAAGUCAGUGCUAGUAGGAAAAGACACGUUCAGGUCAGAUUUAUUGAAGAUACUCUUUGAAGAGGGUCAUCGUGGUUUUCAAGGUUCGUUGCACAUGAGAGAAUAAAGAAGCUAUUUUCUGUC
Messenger RNA from Oncorhynchus mykiss (rainbow trout), 2046 nucleotides. RefSeq lists its product as uncharacterized. Gene Ontology annotation, cellular component: nucleus. Gene Ontology annotation, molecular function: DNA-binding transcription factor activity, RNA polymerase II-specific. The record is from RefSeq and is a predicted model, not a curated record. NCBI's taxonomy places the organism in Eukaryota, Metazoa, Chordata, Actinopteri, Salmoniformes, Salmonidae. Gene Ontology annotation, biological process: positive regulation of transcription by RNA polymerase II.